CUGUCAACGCCAAAUAUCGAAGCAGAAAUGUCAACAAUGGCCUUACGUGGUUAUUCAGUAUUAGAGUUUAGAAACGAUAUUGCGUUAUACAAUGCAAUCUAAAUUAUUUACACUGACCAACGACGCCGAUAGCGAGAUUUUAUCAUCCGUGUCAUGUUUCAGUAAUUACAGCCAUGUUGUUUUUAGGUAGACGCAGUACAACGGAGAAAAUGAAGUGCGAUCCGAAAAGGCAUUUAUACACAAAAAUGAUAUUAGACAGGUGUAAAACUGUGCUCAUACUGUCCAGUGUGGUGUGUAUGUUAGCUGUAGUGAUAUCUUUACAUAGGUUGUUAAGUUAUGAUGUGAAAUUCACGAAGCCGUUCGCACCCAUACCGGAUGGGCUGUAUGGUAAUUAUUUGGAGCCUGUUUUGGAUGAGACCCCCGUGCGGUCGCUGCCGAAACAUCGUGACACCGCCCGGGACGCCGAGGCGGUGGUCUCGCUAAACGCAGCGCUCGAAAUGAAACGCGUUGGUAAGUCAGAUAAAGCUUUAAAAUUAUUUCAACAUGCAUUUGCGUUGUCUCCAAAACAUGCCGACAUAUUAAAUCACUACGGAGAGUUCCUAGAAGACACCAAGAAGGAUAUAGUAAAGGCAGAUCAACUGUAUACAUUAGCAUUAACAAACUAUCCAGAUCAUACUGGAGCUUUAAUGAACAGGCAGCGCACAGCAAGCAUUGUCGAGAACCUAGACAGGGAGAUGUUAAGGAAAAUCGAAGAGAAACGAGAUGCAUUAUCAUCAAUACCAGAGAACAGUGCAGCACUUCGUAGAGCUAAGAAGGAAGCAUACUUCCAACACAUAUACCACACUGUUGGUAUUGAAGGUAACACAAUGACCCUGCAACAGACAAGAAGUGUCUUGGAGACUAGAAUAGCAGUAUCUGGCAAGAGUAUAGAUGAACAUAAUGAGAUCUUGGGCUUGGAUGCAGCCAUGAAAUAUAUAAAUUCCACUUUACUGUAUCGUUUGAGGGAUAUUACUAUGGGGGAUAUCCUAGAGAUUCACAAGAGAGUCUUAGGACAUGUUGACCCUGUAGAAGGUGGUCACUUCAGACGGACCCAAGUGUAUGUAGGCGGUCACAUCCCCCCAGGCCCAAUGGACAUACGGCACCUGAUGACUCAGUUCUUAGAUUGGUUGAAUUCAGAAGAUGCUUUGGACUUACAUCCUGUAAGAUACGCAGCUCUUGCCCACUACAAACUAGUUCACAUCCACCCAUUUAUAGAUGGCAAUGGACGCACUUCCCGACUGCUAAUGAACCUGCUACUCAUGCAGGCCGGGUACCCGCCCGUCAUCAUAGCGAAACAACAUCGCCAUCUCUACUACCAGCAUCUCCAGACUGCUAACGAAGGGGAUGUCAGACCAUUUGUUAGGUUCAUAGCGCAGUGCACGGAGCGGACCCUAAACCUGUAUCUGUGGGCGACGAGCGAGUUCGCGCAUAUGGUGCCGGCGAUAGGGGAACCGCACAUCCUCACUGGCGAGGGGUUUGAAGACGAUAUGCUAUGACAAAGGCGAUGCGCCACGGCUAGCUCAAAUUAUACCUGCCAAUUUAAGAUGGGGUUUUAGCUUCCACUUGCCUGCGGGCGGGCAAUUUCCAACGUGACAUAUUUAUUUGGUAGUGCUAGGAAACCUGAAAUGUACCUAGAUGCUAUUGUAUAUUGGAGUGAAUAUUAUUCAAAUUAUUUCGAAUUAUGAGUAAUGAAUUUGUGUGUGACACAUUGUUAUACCUAUAUUGUAAGGGAGUGAUGAAUUAUCCUGAACACCUAUAUUUUGUACCUAUACUAAGCCAUGUUCAUUGAGCAACGCAUGAUGCUACAAAUAUAUUGUGUUGGUAAUGUCAACCUCUAGAUGGAUGAUACACUAUUAGAAUUCAAGGGAGUCUAGAAGGGAUGGCUGCCCUACACUGAAGUAUAAUAUACAACAUAUAAAAAUGUUGAAUUUAUUUUGAUCUUCAAUAGGUAGGUGAAUUACCUAAACAGUUGUCUGUUAGCAAUUUUACUAAAAUUACUUGAAUUGGUAUAUCUCGCAAUUUUCACUGCCCACAAAAAAGGUAGUAAGUUAUGAAUAAAAUAAUACAUAUUUGUACAUAAUAUUGUAAAUACCGUUUUGCUAUGAUUUAUCUUUGAUUACGAAUGAUUAUAAUUUAAAUAUAUAUUUUAUUACCAAUAACCAGUAACCGAAUUAGUAUAGUACCUUCUAGAACCGCAAAAAUAUGAAAUUAAAAUGUUUAUAUGAAAAAAAGUCCUUUUCUUUUUAAUUUCUAGAAAAAUAUUAAUGUUUAAUAUAGUAAUUAUUGACUAUAUUUAUUUUGUUACUCUCUAAAAACGACACCGAGUUAAAUUUGAUAUAACCAAAGAGUAUUUGUAACCAUGCUCCCCCUAUUUACACGCUGUGUGUUUUAUUUAUUGGAAAUCACUAGAAAUGUUCUGUGAUAUUAAUUUCAUUAGUGUGUAAUUAAGUAUAAUCAAACGUUAAAUUAUUUAAAUGUAAAUAUGAAUUUUAUGUACGCGCCAAUCGGAAAGGGACACUAACAGGGGUUUUAGCUGUAUUAUUUAUUGUUAAGUUAAAUCUUGCGCCAAUAUUGUUAACGUGAUUUUUAGCAUUGACAUAUUAUGUAUUAAUACUAUAACACUAUUUGCUAUGAAAUACUCAUUCGGAUAUCACAAACAAUUGCAGCUUAUUUUAAAUGUAUUUCAGUUUGAAAUAAACUUGCUUACUAUAAUUAGCGUUAAUGAUAAUAUUAUAACACUGAAUAAGGAAUGCGCUUGUUAAGAAAAGAUGAGCGUAGCCAGGGGAGACCGGGGGGCCUCACUCCCUGGAUUCAUCACAAGUACAUACUGUUCUAUGUACGAUAGCGUACUCUUUAUGAGUAUAUGAAUCUAUAUAUAACUUUAUUCAUGGAUCAGUUUUGAGGGCUCAAUUUGAGUACUGGCCUACGCUCGUGUACUACAGACAGGGUAAUUUUAAUAAAUUUAAUAAAUCAAACAAACAUUGCGUUAAUACAUCAAACCACGUACUUGUGUUUACCUCAGCUAACAUUGUCAAAAACCAUCCAUGACAUGAAUAUUUUCACCAAAAAUGAGUGUAUUUCUGAAUAAAAGUGUAAUGUUGGCGUUGUGACAAAUACUCUUAGAGUUGAUAUUUGUUUUAUUCGACACUUAUACUUUUUAUUUUACAUCUACGUCGAGUAACUCAAGUAUAAAAUAUGAUGAGUGGUAUUUUCAAGAAGAGAAGUAGAUGGUUUCAUUUAGUAACGCAAUCUAAAAAUUACCAUGUAUAUCUAAUCCUAACUAAAAUAUUGAGUUCUCGUAUGUGUUCGCUUGUACUUAUAUUUGUGUUGUCUUCCAGUCUCGCUUUGGCGCCGCGAGGGCAACAACGACCUAUAUCUGAUUUACAAGUCUGCCGAUUCUAUCUAUUUAUUUAUUUUUAAUGAUUAUGAUUUUAUCUAAAAAUACUGCCCAUUUUGUAUUGCGAAUAUGGUUUCAUUUUAUGUAUGGGGUCUUCAUGAAUUCUGUAAAAAAAUGUGAGGUCGUUUUUGCACGCGUGGCAUUUUGUAUGCAUAUAUUGUGGUGCAUUUCUACACCAGUACAAAUUACUAUUCUAAAUACAAUUUCCUAAUCAUUGUA
Manduca sexta (tobacco hornworm) is the source of this 3655-nucleotide messenger RNA. It is a transcript of the gene Fic, whose product is annotated as protein adenylyltransferase Fic. The transcript has 4 exons. The record is from RefSeq and is a predicted model, not a curated record. The coding region runs from base 174 to 1535 and encodes 453 amino acids. Gene Ontology annotation, molecular function: protein binding. Lineage: Eukaryota; Metazoa; Arthropoda; Insecta; Lepidoptera; Sphingidae.